AGUCUAUGUUUAAUAACUAAUUCUAGAUAUUUCUCAUUAUUUUUUUUCUUCACUUUCUAAUUUUCACCAAUUAUUUCCAGUUUCCAGGAAAUUCUUGCUGAAUUGAAAUUGUUGAUAUCAACAUAACUGUAAUAAUAAUAAAUAAUUUCAGUAAUCUUACAUAUGUUUUAAUUAAAGCCUGGUCUAUAUUUAUUAUAAUAAAGAUAAAAUGUCAAAACGUCCAGAACAUUUAGCUCCACCUGAAUUGUUUUACAAUGAAUCCGAAGCUCGAAAAUAUACUCAAAAUUCUCGUAUGAUAGAUAUACAAGAGCAAAUGUGUAGACGUGCUCUAGAACUUCUUUUAUUACCACAUGAUAAAAGUAUUUUACUCUUAGAUAUUGGUUGUGGCUCAGGAUUAAGUGGCAAUGUAAUUGAGAAUUAUGGACAUAUAUGGAUAGGAAUUGAUAUAUCUCGUGCAAUGCUUGAAAUAGCUUUAGAAAGAGAAGUGGAUGGAGAUUUAAUUUUAGGAGAUAUGGGUCAAGGAAUGCCAUUUAAAGCAGGAAGUUUUGAUGGAGCAAUAAGCAUUUCUGCACUACAAUGGUUAUGUAAUGCAGAUAAAAAUACUCAUGAUCCUUCAAAACGAUUAUACAAAUUUUUUUCUACAUUAUUUUCAUGCUUAUCAAGAUCAGCUAGAGCUGUAUUUCAAUUUUAUCCUGAAAAUAGCGAACAAAUUGAAUUAAUUACAACACAAGCAACAAAAGCAGGUUUUUAUGGAGGUGUAGUUGUUGAUUUUCCAAACAGUACUAAAGCAAAAAAAUAUUUCCUGGUAUUAAUGAUAAGUGGAUUUACUAUUCUUCCACCAGCUUUAGAUGUUAAUGAUGCUGAAUCAGUUGUAUCUUACACAUCUAGAAGAGAAAAAAUAAAAAAGGCUAAAAAUAAAUCUUUAAAAAAUAGCAGAAAUUGGAUUAUGGAAAAGAAAGAAAGACGUCGAAAACAAGGAAAGAAAGUACGAGAAGAUUCAAAAUAUACAGGAAGAAAAAGAUGUGGAAAAUUAUAAUAUUUUUUCUUAUUUUUAUGUAUUUUUAAAUUUGUUUCAAAAAAA
Apis mellifera (honey bee) is the source of this 1081-nucleotide messenger RNA. RefSeq names its product probable 18S rRNA (guanine-N(7))-methyltransferase. Gene Ontology annotation, molecular function: rRNA (guanine) methyltransferase activity. Gene Ontology annotation, cellular component: nucleolus. The record is from RefSeq and is a predicted model, not a curated record. The coding region runs from base 209 to 1036 and encodes 275 amino acids. Lineage: Eukaryota; Metazoa; Arthropoda; Insecta; Hymenoptera; Apidae. Gene Ontology annotation, biological process: rRNA (guanine-N7)-methylation. The transcript is spliced from 5 exons.